Chrysochloris asiatica (Cape golden mole) is the source of this 1730-nucleotide messenger RNA. It is a transcript of the gene ZNF570, whose product is annotated as zinc finger protein 570. The coding region runs from base 48 to 1661 and encodes 537 amino acids. Gene Ontology annotation, biological process: negative regulation of transcription by RNA polymerase II. The transcript is spliced from 4 exons. Gene Ontology annotation, molecular function: DNA-binding transcription repressor activity, RNA polymerase II-specific. The record is from RefSeq and is a predicted model, not a curated record. NCBI's taxonomy places the organism in Eukaryota, Metazoa, Chordata, Mammalia, Afrosoricida, Chrysochloridae.
CUAAGAACAUUGCCAUUUCCCAAGAGAAGAGGCAGGAAGAGGAAAGAAUGGCUCUUGGACUUCUUAAAGCCAUGUAUCAGGAGUUAGUGACCUUCAAAGAUGUGGCUGUAGACUUUUCCCGAGAGGAGUGGGAUUGCCUGGAUUCUUCUCAAAGGCAUCUGUACAGUAACGUGAUGUUGGAGAACUACAGGAUCUUGGUAUCACUGGGACUUUGUUUUUCGAAGCCAAGUGUGAUAUUAUUGUUGGAGCAAGGGCAAGAACCCUGGCUGGUGAAGACAGAGCUGUCGGAAGGCCUGUGCUCAGGCUGGGACUCUAUGUGUGCAACUGGAGAAUUAACCCCCAUGCAGGCCAUAUUUGAAGAAGAAUCAGCCCAGCAGCUAAUAGAAAAACGUACACGCUAUGGCCUUGAAUACUCCAGUAUAAAAGAAGAGUGGAGUUAUGAGCAUCAUUUUGAGAGGCAAACAGGAAAUCAGGAGGCCCGUUUUAAAGAAGAGGCAAUUGUUCAUGAAGAAACCCUUGCUGAUAACAAAGGGCUAGAGUCUGACAACUCUUGGAGAAGCUUCUAUCAGAACACACUGUUUCACGCACAACAGAUAAUUCCCAAGGAGGAAAAGGCACACAAACCUGACACAUACAAAAAAAGCUUUAAAAGAAAAUUAAUGGGCAGUAAGCCCAAGAAUGUCUAUGUAGAGAAGAAACUUUUGAAAUGUAAUGAUUGUGAAAAAGUCUUCAGCCAGAGCUCAUCCCUUACUCUUCAUCAAAGAAUUCACACUGGAGAGAAACCAUACAAAUGCGUGGACUGUGGAAAAGCCUUUAGUCAGAGAUCAAAUCUUGUUCAGCAUCAGAGGAUUCAUACUGGAGAGAAACCCUAUGAAUGUCAACAGUGCAGGAAAGCCUUCAGUCAGAAUGCACAUCUAGUUCAACACCUUAGAGUGCAUACUGGAGAAAAACCAUACGAAUGCAGGGUAUGUAGAAAAGCCUUUAGCCAGUUUGCCUACCUUGCUCAGCAUCAGAGAGUUCAUACUGGAGAGAAACCCUAUGAAUGUAUUGAGUGUGGGAAAGCCUUUAGCAAUAGAUCAUCCAUUGCCCAACACCAGAGAGUUCACACCGGGGAGAAACCUUAUGAAUGUAAUGUUUGUGGAAAAGCAUUCAGCCUUCGUGCAUACCUUACUGUGCAUCAGAGAAUACAUACUGGAGAGAGACCCUAUAAAUGCAAGGAAUGUGGAAAGGCCUUCAGCCAGAAUUCACACCUUGCUCAACAUCAGAGAAUUCAUACUGGAGAAAAACCUUAUAAAUGCCAGGAAUGCAGGAAAGCAUUCAGCCAGAUUGCAUACCUGGCUCAACAUCAGAGAGUUCAUACGGGAGAGAAACCCUAUGAAUGUAUUAAAUGUGGGAAGGCUUUUAGCAAUGACUCAUCCCUCACUCAACAUCAGAGAGUGCAUACUGGAGAGAAACCAUACGAAUGUAAUGUUUGUGGGAAGGCCUUCAGUUACUGUGGAUCGCUUGCCCAACAUCAGAGAAUCCAUACUGGAGAAAGACCCUAUGAAUGUAAGGAAUGCAAAAAAACCUUCAGACAGCAUGCUCACCUUGCUCAUCAUCAGAAAAUUCAUGUUGUGGAGUCACCCUCACCACCCAAUCUGGUUAGUCACCAAAUCCUAUAGCUCCUGUCUUUUCAAUUUAGAAUAUGUCUUUUUUUCUUUAUCUCUGAUGUUGCCAUGAUUCUUGGUAUG